AGCUAAGCGAAACUUUCAAACGGCCUGUCGCUGUCGUCAUUUCCCUAAUAUAAAACGGAAACUGGCAAGUCCACGAAAUAGAGAAAAGCGGAGAGAGGCGAUGCUUUGACGAAUAAAUAAUCAAAUAACCUAACAGAAAUACGAAGGAUCUGUUUUCAGUUGCUUGCUUUUAUAAAGCGCUGUCGACGAAAGACGCCCAACAAUGUCUGCCCAAGCUCAAAUGAGAGCGUUGCUCGACCAGCUAAUGGGAACAGCGAGGGACGGUUCAGUGUAUCUUUGCCAGCCUACAACAAUCUGCAAAGGAGUUGCAGAAAAGCCUCAUGUUCAUCGAGCCGGGAUGAGACGCGACAGAGGGUCAAGUACGCUGAUGAGCGAGUCUGCAAAAGUCAUCUUCUAAACUGCUGUCCACAUGACAUCCUGUCUGGAACUCGUAUGGACCUGGGAGAGUGCACGAAGAUCCAUGACCUGGCACUUCGGGCAGAUUAUGAAAUCGCUUCCAAGGACAAAGAUCUGUUCUUUGAGCUUGAUGCGGUGGAUCACCUGGAGUCCUUCAUUGCCGACUGUGACCGGAGGACAGAAUUGGCCAAGAAGCGCCUGGCUGAGACUCAAGAAGAGAUCAGUGCUGAGGUGGCAGCAAAGGCAGAGAAAGUUCAUGAGCUGAAUGAAGAAAUAGGGAAGCUCCUGGCCAAGGCUGAGCAGCUUGGAGCAGAGGGCAACGUUGACGAGGCCCAGAAGGUCCUGCAGGAAGUCGAGAAGGUUCGCACUAAGAAGAAGGAUGCAGAGGAAGAGUACAGAAACUCCAUGCCAGCCUCCAGCUUUCAGCAACAGAAGCUGCGGGUGUGCGAGGUGUGCUCUGCUUACCUUGGUCUCCAUGACAAUGACCGUCGUUUGGCUGACCAUUUUGGUGGGAAGCUUCAUCUGGGCUUCAUCCAGAUCAGAGAGAAACUGGACCAACUAAAGAAAACUGUGGUCGAAAAGCAGGAGAUAAGGAACCAGGAGCGCUUAAAGAGACGAGAAGAGAGGGAGAAAGAGGAAAAGUUAAAGAAGAGGACCAGAUCACGGAGCAAAGAGCAAAAAAGAUCCCGCUCUCGUGACCGUAGAAGGAGGCGCUCGCGCUCCACAUCCCGAGACAAGCGCCGGUCCCGCUCUCGCUCCAGGGAGAGGAAGAGAAGGCAUCGCAGCCGAUCCCGCAGUAGAGGACACCGUCACAACCACGAGCAGAGCUCCAGACACAAGUCGUCCAGGGACCAGGAGCACUCAUCCAGAGACAGGUCACGGGAGCGGGACAGGCGGGACGGUAUGAACGGCAGGUCAGACUCCCGCCGGGCAGACGACAGGGACAUGGGGGACCUCUGAGGACCAUUCAUCAUGACACACAGCCUCCUCCUGUCUCUCUCACCUGUCUGUCCAUUUAUAAUAACCUAAUGUCACACACAGUCCUUGCCUUGACCCAUUUGUUCUCCCGCCUGCGUCCUUUCUUUGCUUUAACAGUUCAUGCAACCGACCCAGAGUGUACACAUACCUGAAAUAUUGUAUAGUAUCCAGUUAUAUCAGAAGAUUUCGUUUGGAUCGGGGAGUUAGUUAUUGAUCAGUAGUGGAGUGUAUUGUAAUACCCACAUCGGUGACUUGGUGGCUGUCUGUAUGCAACACACACACCUUCUUAUAAACUACCCCGCAAUGUUUCCAACUGAUGGAGCAAACGUAAACAGAUGGUCUGCUGGACUGAAGCAUAAAGUGUUACGAAUCCAUAUAAUUUUAUUAACUGAUAGUCUUUUGAUACCGAAUUUGUCAGAAUAUCUUAUAUCUGAAUAUGUUUUGGGCUGACUGAUUGUUGUCUGAAGAGCCUCGUCCUAUCAAUACCUUUUUAAUUUUUUCGUCUCCUGAAGAUUUCUUUUCACCCACUCCUGAUGAACUGCAGGAGUGCAGUACUGAAUAUCUGGCCACAUUUUCCUUCUUAUUUUUGGUCCUGUUCGCCAAAGCCCAGUUAAAGAUUUCGGAACCCAAUUUAAAACCAAAAGGUUAAACUUGUGAAUAUUAGUAUGGUAUCGAUCUUGUGUUUCCCAUUGGCCCCUUUUUCUCUUUUUAGCUAAUCAAGCUUUAUCUUAUACUGCUGGUAGUGAAACGAUUCUACUUGAUUUUGUUUGGCCAGUAUUAGUAAAUACUUGUUUUGAAUUGUAUUGGUGGCAAGGUUCUUGUUUUAUAAUUUGUUUCCUUCUGGAUUUCUUUUAUUUAAGAUAAAUUGUAACUUCAAAGUUUGUGUCGGCAUGUGAAGCAGUAGGUUCAGAAAUGAUACAUUGGAAAUCCAAUGCCAUAACUGUACAUACCUUUGUUGGUCCAAUUUGGACAAAUUCCUCUGAAUAGAUUUAUAAUUGAAAACGGAUUUUAAUGGAUGCAUUGCUUUACCUAAUGUGUGAAGUCAUAUCUGUUCAUGUUCUGCUGGAAAUCUUUCUUUAAAGUCUCAAUAAAAAUCACCAUUUCAAUUUC
This is a messenger RNA of Cyclopterus lumpus (lumpfish), 2484 nucleotides long. RefSeq names its product LUC7-like (S. cerevisiae) (gene luc7l). The record is from RefSeq and is a predicted model, not a curated record. Gene Ontology annotation, molecular function: mRNA binding. NCBI's taxonomy places the organism in Eukaryota, Metazoa, Chordata, Actinopteri, Perciformes, Cyclopteridae. The transcript is spliced from 11 exons. Bases 433 to 1356 code for a protein of 307 amino acids. Gene Ontology annotation, biological process: mRNA splice site recognition. Gene Ontology annotation, cellular component: U2-type prespliceosome; U1 snRNP.